AUGGCCGAGGUGCGCGGGCUCAAGCGCAAUAACGAGAAGCUGCACCAGGACCUCGAGGCGCUCCAGCUCCAGCAACACGCGGCCGACCAGAAGGUGGCCCAGCUGCUGGCCACCGGUGCAGGCCAAGAUGGCGAGCCAGAACGCAAGCGACCACGGCCACCCACCUCGUCGCCGAUAUCAUCGCCUUCAUCGUCUUCAUCAUCUUCAUCUUCACCGCAGCCGCCGAUGCCUUCGACGCUGGGCUCGCCGUCGCCACUGUUCGAGGCCCGUCGGCUGAUCUCCUUCGUGGGACCCUACAUCCUGCCCUCGAAUUUCGCCUGUACGCGACUCAGGUACCCGGUGAUGGGCUGCACGUUCGAGUCCGUGUUUGGCCUGGGACCGCCCACGAUCGUGUUCGCCAACACCGAGUUUUGCAAGCUGACUGAGUUUCGCUUGCACGAGCUGCUGGGCGCCCCAAUCACAAAAGUGAGGGUGACUGGCGAGAAUUCGCGCCAGCACAUGUCCGCCCAUCUGACCAACAAAGCUCCGAUGUCGGUGAGUCCGGUGUUCGAGAUCAACUGUCUCGUCCGGUGUCGGAGUGGGCGGCUCCUGCGCACCCAAGACAAGACGCAGUUCUUCUUCGACGAGCAGGGCAACGUCAAGCAUGCGAUACUGUGUCUGCUCUCGUGGAAGGAAGGCCAGCUGCAAGCCGACGAGAGACUCGAGCAGUGGCGGCCUAUCAAAGAAGAAAGAACUGACAAUUGA
Molecule: messenger RNA, 744 nt
Organism: Acanthamoeba castellanii str. Neff
Lineage: Eukaryota; Discosea; Longamoebia; Acanthamoebidae
Exons: 5
Coding region: 1-744 (247 amino acids)
Source: RefSeq, a predicted model, not a curated record